AGGGAGCGAGGGAAGGAGGGAACGAGGGAGAAGAAGCUCGGCCCUUUGUGUGCUGGAGGUUCAGCCGAGAUAUAGACAGAGAUAUUUCUGCUGUUUGUACCCUCUUCAGCCACCUUCACCCUGACACACACUUUAAACACUCAAACACUCUCACUCACAUGCUGGUGCACGGAUGCAGGCGUCGACGACGUGCUCUGGGUUGCGUGAGUGCAUGUGUGCGUCUGAGCAUGUGUGCGUCUGAGCGUGUGUGUGUGUGUGUGUGUGUGUGUGUGAUGAGAGCGGACGUCAGAGCGGCCCAUGAAUAUUGAUACGGAGGACAGUCUCUUUUAUCGAGGACAGAAGGAAGCAAAAUGGCGGCCCUGUAGGACCUGGUUAGGAUCUAGAACGCUUUCACGGCACACGGUGGGAGUGAGGGGAAAAAAGGAAGCAGAGACGGCAGCCUUUUGAAUGGACUCAAAGCAGGCCAGAUGGAAACAGAACAAGCCAGGCAUGAGACGGAAGAAAGUCUGAUACACACACAGCAUAGUGCCAUCCACCAGGUACCUACAAAGCUGCAGAAUGGAAACCAGUCAUCCGACACUAGCCCACAGCAACUUAACGGGGAAACCAGUUGGAGCAACUUCAAGCCAAUGAAACGACACCGGGACAACUGUUCUAGUCCAGUAACCAUGUACGAUCAGGGCCUGUAUAAGAUAAAUGGUGAAGUGAAGCACGCACUAAACGAACAGUCAUUAGUGGCCCUUCCCCAACCCAAAAAGCUCUGUGUUAAUUCAGAGACAACUAGCCCAUGGCAGCAGAAAGAGACAGACACAGAAGGAUGUUUAGACAUAAUGCCUGGCCUGAGGAAGCCUGUACCAGACACAGAAAACUGUAAUUUUUCCAAUGAGAACAUCUUCUCAUUAUCAAGGAACAAGCAGGUGCCAAUGCCGAAUGGUGCUGCAGUAACUCCACCUUCAGUGGAAGGUCCUGCUGGUGACCUCUUUGAGAAAACUCAGUCUCAGUAUUAUCAAAACCAUAUGUCCACAACACAAGACACCAGCAAUCUACAUGAGCAGGCUAUCUUUACACCUUCAGUUACCUCAGGCUGUUCUAUUUUGGCUCAGAUGCCUGCUUCUGAGCCAUUUGCGAAAACACCAUCAGAAGUGCAUGGAAGCAAUGACUAUGACCCAGAGUUCAUGGUGAAUGGGUACUCUGGGAAUUUUAGUGCAGAGCAGCAGCAUCAACCUCUGCAUUACCCUCUCACUGACCUUCAAGUUCUGGAAAAUCAACCACAAUGUGAUUUAGGAAAACAGCCAAGGAUUUCCUCAACAGUUAGCAUCAGUGACAGUUCACAAGCUCAAAAUGUCACAGACAGUUUUGCCACAAACACAGUGGGUUUAAGCAUAUCUUGCCCAACAACAGUUAUGGCUAAAACUGCUGGCACAUUCAGUUCAGUCAAAAACUCAGCCACUGAUCAGGAGCCCAGCACUGUUACAGGCCAGCAGCACUUACAAUAUGAGAUGCAACAGCACCAGUCAGAUGUUUCCUGCUCAGUUGAUGGCAGCCCGCAGGACAAUGGAGUCUCUACUCCUCCUCCUGUGGAAAUUCAGGCAGCUCCAAAAAAUCAGUGUAAUGAGCUGGAACACAAACCACUCCUCCAUGAUCAUGGAGGGAAUGUGUCUUCUGACACUCAGCUGGACUGGAUCAAUUUGAACUCUACUCCAAAUUCACAACACCAAGCCAAUCAGGCACACAUGUGGAAGGGCUUCCCUUCGAAUGAAAACACAGACAGACUGAUCCAGGUUGAUCUGCUUAAUACUGACACCUCACGUAGUUUUCAGAUGCAGACAGACUUCUCCAAACAGCAAGAGGGUCACAUGCAAAAUGGCUAUAAGCUUCCUGCACAACCUCAGCCUAAUACUGUUACAGAGUGCCAGACUCAAAUGCCUAAAACUCCAUCUGAUAUGCACACCCACCCCAACAAGCAGAUCAACAAUGUCCAGUAUACAAAUAAGCAGUUUUUCCUCCCAGUGAAACAAGGGCAUUUAUGCAAAAAUGAUCAAAACCUAGGGCAGGUCCUACCUCCUGACUUUGUGCAUCAGUUACCUUCACGGUCCCACCAGCAAUAUGAAGCCCACCACCAGCAAGCCAGCACCAUCAUGCAUCAUGAUGCACAGGGUCUCAAAAUGGUGUUACAAAAUGAUGCUCAGGGUCAGGUGAAUUCCCAAAUCCCACACAAACACAGCAUGGAAGGAUACACACAGGCAGAAAUAUCAUCUCCAACAUACAAACAAACUAACACAACAGUGCAAAACGGAACCAACGUAUCUUCACAACCGAGCCUCCCUUUGCCCAAUCAGCAUAACUCGCAGCCUUCACCUAAUGGCAUAUCAUCCAUGUUUAGUUUUGAUGAAGCAUCAGAGAUGCAAAAGCAGUCUCAGAGACGAUAUACCCCAUCUCCAAGUGCCCAAAAUUCUCAGCAGCUUGUCAACCAUAUGCUGCCCAGAAACAUGGACUUUGAGAACAUACAGCAUACACAAUUGCAACCUCAACUACCAGAUGGUACCCAUGGUAGACAGGUGCCAGCACAGAUGUUUCCCAAAGCUGAAUCACGGGAAUCCUGCUCUCAAUUCCAGAGAGGAUCCCUUCCAAGCCCGGGUCCACAAGGGGACUUUCAGAGGCAUGCAGCCUUGCGAAUGCAUCUACUACAAAAGCAGGAUAGGCCGGGCUACCUCCAGAGCCCCAACAUGAUCAGACCUGACCUGCAGCAUGUUAAACGUGAGAAUGACCCAAGAUUCGAGGACCCAAUCCAUAUGCCACCACCACAAAUGCAGCAUCAGGUUCAAGACCUUAUGGGAGGCAUUCCGGAGAGAGUAAAACAGGAAAGGACAUUUUCAACCUGCUCACAGAGCCAGCAUAAGAGCAUUCUGGCCACCAUGGAGAAGCAGUUACAACAGUACCAGCCUUCUCCUGUGUUUGAGCGGAGGUCUUUAGCCAUCAAGUCCCCCAAUAAGGUGAAGGUGGAGAUGGCUGGAGGUGUGGCAGUGAUAUCUACCAAUAUUGAAGGAAGUAAGGGGGAUCAGUGUAAACCUCCUGCUUCUACUCCCAAAAAAGAGCCAGGCCUGCAGUGCUUUCUGGAGUCACCCAUGAAACUGUUAGAUACUCCCAUCAAAAACCUGUUGGAUACACCCAUUAAAACUCAAUAUGAGAUUCCUCCAUGCCAUUGUUUUGAGCAAAUCAGUGAAAAGGAUGAAGGCCCAUACUACACUCAUCUGGGAGCAGCACCAAAUAUCAAGGGUAUCCGAGAAAAGAUGGAGAAGAGGUCUGGUCUGACUGGCAGUGCUAUUAGGAUUGAGAAAGUGGUAUAUACAGGCAAAGAAGGCAAGAGCACGCAGGGUUGCCCCAUUGCUAAAUGGGUAAUACGUCGAGCCAAUGUGGAUGAGAAGCUCUUGGUGCUGGUACGAGAGCGGGCUGGUCACUCUUGUGAAACAUCAUGCAUUGUAGUAGUAAUAGUGAUAUGGGACGGAAUAUCAACGACCAUGGCCGACCGUCUCUACAUGGAACUUAGUGAUACACUGACGAAGCAUGGUGCCCUGACUAAUCGCAGAUGUGCACACAAUGAAGAGAGAACAUGUGCAUGUCAGGGUCGAGACAAUGAUGCCUGCGGGGCUUCCUUUUCCUUUGGAUGCUCCUGGAGUAUGUACUACAAUGGCUGCAAGUUUGCCAGAAGUAAAAUCCCAAGGAAAUUUAAAUUACUUGGAGAUGAUCCCAUAGAGGAGGAAAAACUGGAGAGAAAUCUUCAGGCCCUUGCUACUUCCAUGGCUCCAUUGUAUAAACAAAUGGCACCUGAUGCUUAUAGCAACCAGGUGGAGCAUGAACACAGAGCUCCAGACUGCCGGCUGGGUCUCAAAGAAGGCCGUCCAUUUUCUGGAGUCACAGCUUGUCUAGACUUCUGUGCCCAUGCCCACAGAGAUCUCCACAACAUGGCAGGGGGUAGUACUGUGGUCUGUACACUAACACGAGAGGACAAUCGUGAGAUUGGAAAAAUUCCUGAAGAUGAGCAACUGCAUGUGCUGCCAUUGUACAAGGCUUCAUCCACUGAUGAGUUUGGCAGUGCAGAGGCCCAACUGGAAAAAACGAGAACUGGAGCCAUCCAGGUGCUUAGCACAUUCCGGCGGCAGGUCCGUAUGCUAGCAGAGCCAGCAAAGUCCUGCCGGCAGAGGAAACUAGAAGGCAAAAAAGGUGGUGCUAACAAAACCUCUAAUGUCAGCAAUUCCAAGGUAGACAUCAACCAGCUGUCAAAGCAACAGAAACAAAGCUCUUGUGACAAUGUGGAUCAUAACACACCUGCAGCAGGUGCACAUCUGUGUCACAUGGGUGCCCCUCUUCUGCCUGGUCAGAACCCUAUAGCUGCCCAGAACCAACUUCAACAACAGAAUCAGCAGUCAAAACCUAGCACUUCUCAGUCUUUUUCAAAUUCAACAUCUUCUGUUAAUUACUCAAGGUACCUCAACACACCAGGACCCUUCCAGAGCACUUCUAAACCAUCUAAUAUGUUUCCUCAGUCUCCCAGCUCAGCCAGCCCUUAUCAUUCCCCUUUACCAGUUGCCAAUUCCUACAUGAAUGGGUCAAACCCACCAAGCCCUUACUCUGGAGCACUAACUUCUAACAACCUCUAUCCAGGAUAUCAGUGCAAUGGAAGUAUUCGCUUGGAAAACUACAACCCUUACUAUUCCAAUCCAAAGCACCUGGACAUGUACAGACAGCAAAGACCAUCUCUGUACCCUGACCAACAAUUCAACCCUCAGCAGCACUAUGGCAUGACUUACCCACCACGCUAUGGGGAGCCAGUCCUCCCCAUCAAUGGAUAUGGCAAUUGUAACAUGAGACCAAACAUGCACCCCAUGGGACACUAUCCAGGAUACAGCUCAAAUGGGGUACCUAAUGCCCAGUUUCUAGAUGUUAUCUCCAGACCUUUAGGUCACCCAGGCAUGGACUAUGCAGCUGCAAAUAAAACUAGUCAGUUUGGCAGAUACCCCAUUCCCUAUUUGGCUCAGAAUCUUUUGUUACCCCAAAACAUGGACCCACUACAUAUGCAAAAGCCAGAGAUGAACCUCCAUGCUGCAAACAGUUUCCCUCAAGUGCUUCCUUCUGUAGGCAGGGAAGGCAUGAACCCCACCCAAACUCCAAGUAUGAGUCUGCCUAAUGGAAACAUCCCACCCUCUUUUGUCAAACAAGAGCCAGGAAUCUCAAUGCCUGCAACUCAAGAGGAGGAGGAGGAUGUGUGGUCAGACAAUGAGCACAACUUUCUGGAUCCAGAGAUCGGUGGUGUAGCAGUGGCACCCAGCCAUGGGUCAAUUCUCAUUGAGUGCGCAAAGCGCGAGAUGCAUGCAACCACGCCACUCAAGAAACCUAAUCGCACCCACCCUACCCGAAUCUCUCUGGUUUUCUACCAGCAUAAGAACCUGAAUGAGGCUAAGCAUGGGCUAGCAUUAUGGGAGGCCAAGAUGGCAGAAAAAGCACGUGAGAAAGAGGAGGAUGCUGAAAAGCAUGGCACAGAUGGGACACCCACCAAGAGUGGUGGCAAGAGGGUCAAGAAAGAACAACCAGAACCUUCUGAGCCACCAUACAAACGUUUUGUCCAGAUGCUUGCUGAAAAGUCACUGUCCUUCACUACCAACACUUAUGUCAGCUCAGCUCCCUAUGCCUUUACUAAGGUCACUGGGCCUUACAGCCACUUCCUGUAGGGAUCUGAUUAGGUUUACAUCAUCCUCAAACAGGGAAAAAGUGUCGGAAUUGUGACAAGGUGCUAAAAUAUUGCUUUUCAGACCUCAGUGCCACUGGCUGUAACCCAGAGACCCAUAGAAGAUUCUGUGAGGCAAUCAAAGCCUGAUCCACACUAUGGGAAAAUGCAAAAUCUACAAUAGAUCAACUAAAGGUAAAAAGGUUUAGCUUUACUGGUUGACCCAUAAAAUGUAUUUAUUUAUUGCAUUGUUACACUGUUCUUCUUCUUUGGUGCUUCACAACAUCUGGAUGUCCAUUACUGGGGAAUUAAUGGCUUUAAUUUUACAGUUUUUGGACCUAAAGGAAAAAUUCUGGUGUAACACACUGAUAUGGUGGCUAAUCAUGUUCACGGUGCUAAGUGAAGAGAGUGUUGAAUAGAAAAAAAAAACUAGUAGUUUACCUCUCAAGUACUAAGCAAUUAUUUUUAUGAUUGGUAGCAAUUACAGGAACCUUUUUUGUUAGUGUUUUUAAAGCACUUUUAAUUAGAGGGGUAUGAUUGGUUCACCCUCUGAUAAUUAUUUACAGGAUUUCAUUCAGUUUUGGGUAUCAAGCAAAUCCUGCAAAAUUGCUAUUAUUAUUAUAUAUUUUUUAACAAGUUCAUAUUCACCUGGUGCUUCUAUGGUUUCACAGUCCACUAUGUCUUUUAUAUUUACUGUAUAUUGAGCCAUUGUCAACAUGAAUUUUCGUGAAUUUUUUUAAAGACAAAGCACAGGAAUAGGCGAAAGAAUCCUGCUACGCAAAUGUCAGCAGUGAGUUUUAGAAACAUUUGCAUCAGGUUUGGGUUUGUUUUUGUUUUUAGCAAUUUCAUCAUAUCCUUAUUGAACAGGGUCUAGUGCCACCUUUUGGUCAUUUUCAGUUUCCAAGGCAGCUGGCUUGCUGUAAAGGGGAUCCUUUGAUUACUGUAAUCUAGUUGUAUGAUAAAAACGGUAAGAUUUGUACAGUAAAUUAAUUUCUCUCUUUUUUCCUAAAAUGAUUUUAGAUUUUAGUACUGUAAAAGAGAGUAAAAUUCUUGUGGGUUAUUUGUAAAAUGGUGCUACUUGGUGCUACUAAAAACGUAUAAUGUGAGAAUCUCUAUUGGUGGUGAGAGGAUUUAUGAAUGAUGUACAGAACCUAGUUGUCAUAUACCUCAAAACAUUUUUGGCAAUAGGAUUACUAUACCAAGGUGUCUUCAUUUUCUUUUUCCCAUUUCUUUAUUUGUAUUUAAAAAUAAGAAUUUCACAAGCGUUUAGGUCAGUGCAAAGCUUUGCUCACUUACAUUCAUCACACUUGAUCUACUAGAGGGUGUUACUUGAACUACAAACUUCAAAAUUUCUAUAUAAAAUAAAAGAAUCAGGGAUAUUUCUGCUAAUUCACACAUCACCUUGUCAUCUCCUCUCAUUCAGGGAUUAAUUUUUGCAUCCUGAAUCCCAUGUACAUAGUUCAAAAACACACACACACACACACACACAAACAAGUUAAAAAUAAAAUAAAUAAUGAAUUCACAUUUUUCUACUUAUGUUUUUGUGGAUAGUUUUUAGAAGUACAAUAAUAUGCACUGAGUUGACUAAAGGGAAAGUAUGGCUUCAUCAAAAAUGAAAAAAUUCAGACACACAUCCUCAGUGCAUGUGUAUAAGUAAAUAUAUUCUACAUUUAUUUAUAACCACUGAACUUUUAUUUUAAUGCAUUUUAUCUCCCUCUCUCCAAGUUUAAUGUCACCAAGCAAAAAUCUUUUUCUGAAAGCACUUCAAUUAUUUUUCAGAAAAUUAUGAAUUCAAAUCAUUUAUUUGAAUGAAAAGUAAACAAGGAAACUGUAAGCAAAUUAACAAAAUGGUAUAAUAAUCUGUCUUCAAUGCAAAGAGCACAAAUUAUUUUUUAAUUACUUUUUACUUAAACGCAGCUACUUAAAAACAUGGUAUAAGUAACCGAUAGCAGUAGGCAGAUUUAACCCUUUCAGUCAAAAGCCAGCAUUUAUUAAGUGUAAAUGAAUUUAUUUAACAACCUCAGAGACACAGAGUGUAACGGAGGUCAGAGUUACUCAGAUAAAAGGUCUUCAUAACCUUUAAUUGUAAUGAUCAUCAGAAGCUCAUCUUGAAAAUGAAUGUCGCUGAACUACAAGAGGACAUUUUUCUUACAUUUAUCAGCUGUGCUGCAGCAUUUAUUUCAAACAUUUGGUUCGAUCCACUCAGAUGCUUGAUGACAAAAGUCUGAGCACACUGUGGAUAAAAAAACAGGGAAAAAAAAAAUCUUGAAAAUUGAAAACAAAAAGUAAAUGUUGAAUAUUGUGAACUGCUUUGUACAAAACUGCUCUGUACUGAAGCAUGUGAUCAGGUGACAGUCUGAUGAAUCUGAUCUGAAAUGGAUCACAAGUUUUUCACACAAACAGUCUGAGUCCGAGCGGCUCGAGUCCGAGCAGUAAUUAAUAGACUCGUGUUUCUCUUGUUAAUAUCUCAGAGUCCAAGUUUCACUGCUGAUAAAAUCAUGUGUAAUAAAGAAAUGAGGAAUAAAAAAGGAAGCACAGUCAUCAGUGCGCUCAGACCUUCGGUUCACUGCGUGUGGAUGUUUCGUCACAUCAUCAUGAAUUGUUUGUUUUAGGAAAGUCUGGAAACUGUCAUUCUAUCUACAUUAAAAAUGUAUUUUAAUUCUUGCUCUGUUAUUUCUAUGUUUUAUCUGUUACACAGUGACAUGACCACAAAAACCAGGCCUUAUAUAAUUCGAUAAAUCUUUUGGGUUUAGAAAACACAAAUAUGGCUGAAAGGGUUAAACAUCACACAGAUCAUCACCAAGCCUCAGAUCACAACAGCAGCCUAAGCUUUAACAGUGAAUAAACAAUAUAAUGCUCCCUACGCAGGGUCCCUACUCCCGAGUGGACGAUACGUAGAGGUAGUAUCCAUGGUAACGAUAACGAUCAUUGCGAGGUUCGGCACAGAACCUAUAAAAUAUUAUUUGAUGGACAAAAAGAAGACUCCGAUAGAGAAAUCUGCAGCACCUGAUGAUUCUGUAGAUGAUUGAAAGGUUUUGUAAAUAAAUCUUAGAUUUUUCAAUGUACAGAAUACAACCUGAUUAGCAGGUUAAUAGAAAAGAAGAAUAAAAGGAUAAAAUGAAAAAAAAUGUUAACUAGGUGAUUGAUUAGCGGGUGAAAAGCAUAGCCAUACUUGAAGUCAUACUUGUUCUGUGUGGAGUCUUUACUUGACUUGAAGGACGUUCAGACGGAGCGCGUGCUACGCUAGCAUGUGUUGGUUUUUUUUGUUUGUUUGUUUUUUUAAUGUAGACACUAAAUGGGUUUUUUAUUUUUUUUUUAAACAUUUCUGUCUCUAUCCUGUUUUCUUGUUUCCUAAAAGUUUGGUAUGCUUCAAAAUAAAGGAUGGAUAUGAAUACUGUAAGUAAUGUAAUGUACUGAAGUACUGAAUGCAGUUUAUUUGAAAGCUGUUUAUUAUAUCAUUCCUGAUUGCCAAGAUGUGGGUGUUUUUAAUAAAAUUUAUAUUUAUUUCAUGCA
Molecule: messenger RNA, 9235 nt
Organism: Tachysurus vachellii
Lineage: Eukaryota; Metazoa; Chordata; Actinopteri; Siluriformes; Bagridae
Gene: tet2
Product: tet methylcytosine dioxygenase 2
Exons: 10
Coding region: 468-5726 (1752 amino acids)
Biological process (GO): myeloid cell differentiation; positive regulation of transcription by RNA polymerase II; oxidative demethylation
Cellular component (GO): nucleus
Molecular function (GO): DNA 5-methylcytosine dioxygenase activity
Source: RefSeq, a predicted model, not a curated record